Molecule: messenger RNA, 2237 nt
Organism: Cricetulus griseus (Chinese hamster)
Lineage: Eukaryota; Metazoa; Chordata; Mammalia; Rodentia; Cricetidae
Source: RefSeq, a predicted model, not a curated record
AGACGACAUCAAGUAAGACCUAGGGUGCCCCGGCGAGUGGGAGCGAGCAGGAAGUAAGAGUACUGACAGGGUGGGCGGGGCUCCGGCGCGACUGCGCAGAACGACGAGGAGGACGACGAGGAGGAGGAGGACGAGGAGGCGCUGCUUGAGGACGAAGACGAGGAGCCACCUCCUGCUCAGGCGUUGGGCCAGGCCGCGCAGCCGCCUCCGGAGCCCCCGGAGGCGUCAGCCAUGGAGGCCGAGCCCGAAUCUUCCGACGCACCGGCGGAGGCCACGGCUGGGUCAGGUGGGGUAAACGGUGGUGAAGAGCAUGACACCGGCAAGGGGGAGGAAGACGGGCCGGAGGAACGCAGCGGGGAUGAGACGCCGGGAUCCGAGGCACCGGGUGACAAGGCCACAGAAGAACAAGGAGAUGACCAGGAUAGUGAAAAGUCAAAACCAGCAGGCUCAGAUGGUGAGCGGCGGGGGGUAAAGAGACAGCGGGAUGAGAAGGAUGAACAUGGCCGAGCUUACUAUGAAUUCCGAGAGGAGGCUUACCACAGCCGCUCGAAGUCCCCACCACCUCCAGAAGAGGAAGCAAAAGAUGAAGAGGAGGAUCAGACACUUGUGAACCUGGACACGUAUACCUCGGAUCUCCAUUUCCAAAUAAGCAAAGACCGAUAUGGAGGGCAGCCACUUUUCUCAGAAAAAUUUCCUACCCUUUGGUCUGGGGCAAGAAGUACUUAUGGAGUAACAAAGGGAAAAGUAUGCUUUGAGGCCAAGGUAACACAGAAUCUCCCAAUGAAAGAAGGCUGCACAGAAGUUUCUCUCCUUAGAGUUGGAUGGUCUGUUGAUUUUUCCUGUCCACAGCUUGGUGAAGAUGAGUUCUCUUAUGGUUUUGAUGGAAGAGGACUCAAGGCAGAGAAUGGACAGUUUGAGGAAUUUGGCCAGACUUUUGGGGAGAAUGAUGUCAUUGGCUGUUUUGCUAAUUUUGAGACUGAAGAAGUAGAGCUUUCCUUCUCUAAGAAUGGAGAAGACCUGGGUGUGGCGUUCCGGAUCAGCAAGGAAACUUUGGCAGAUCGAGCCCUUCUACCCCAUGUCCUCUGUAAGAAUUGUGUCAUAGAAUUAAACUUUGGUCAGAAGGAGGAGCCCUUUUUUCCACCACCAGAAGAGUUUGUGUUCAUCCAUGUUGUACCUGUUGAGGACCGUGUGCGGACUGCAGUUCCUCCCAAGACCAUAGAGGAGUGUGAGGUGAUUCUGAUGGUGGGACUUCCUGGAUCUGGAAAGACCCAGUGGGCACUAAAAUAUGCAAAAGAAAACCCUGAGAAAAGAUACAAUGUCCUGGGAGCUGAGACUGUGCUCAGUCAAAUGAGGAUGAAGGGUCUGGAGGAGCCAGAGAUGGACCCCAAGAGCCGAGACCUCUUAGUUCAGCAAGCCUCCCAGUGCCUUAGUAAGCUGGUCCAGAUUGCUUCGAGAUCAAAGAGGAACUUCAUUCUUGAUCAGUGUAAUGUGUACAACUCUGGCCAACGAAGGAAGUUAUUGCUGUUCAAGACCUUCUCCAGGAAAGUGGUGGUAGUUGUCCCUAAUGAGGAAGACUGGAAGAAGAGGCUGGAGUUGAGGAAAGAAGUGGAGGGAGAUGAUGUGCCUGAGUCUAUAAUGCUGGAGAUGAAAGCCAACUUCUCUCUGCCUGAAAAAUGCGAUUAUAUGGAUGAGGUGACAUAUGGGGAGCUGGAUAAAGAGGAAGCCCAGCCCAUUGUUACUAAAUACAAGGAGGAAGCAAGGAAGCUGCUGCCCCCCUCUGAGAAGCGGACAAAUCGCCGGAACAACCGCAACAAGAGGAACCGGCAGAACCGAAGCCGAGGCCAAGGCUAUGUGGGCGGGCAGCGCCGAGGCUACGACAACCGGGCCUACGGGCAGCAGUACUGGGGGCAGUCUGGAAACAGAGGGGGAUACCGUAAUUUCUAUGAUCGAUACAGGGGUGACUAUGAUCGAUUCUAUGGACGAGAUUAUGAAUACAACAGAUACAGAGACUAUUACAGACAAUACAACCGGGAUUGGCAGAAUUACUACUACCACCACCAACAGGACAGAGACCGAUACUACAGGAACUACUACGGUUACCAAGGGUAUCGGUGAAGCCCCUGCUGUUUUCACCUGUCAGCCAUGAAGCUGAGUCUCUGGGGAUGCCAGGCACCCCCCAAAACACAACCAAGGAAAACAGGGGCUGUCUCUGGUGGGGCUGAGCUGCUGGGGAGGGG